Molecule: messenger RNA, 2882 nt
Organism: Monomorium pharaonis (pharaoh ant)
Lineage: Eukaryota; Metazoa; Arthropoda; Insecta; Hymenoptera; Formicidae
Product: lymphocyte cytosolic protein 2
Exons: 9
Coding region: 428-2212 (594 amino acids)
Biological process (GO): intracellular signal transduction; cell surface receptor protein tyrosine kinase signaling pathway
Source: RefSeq, a predicted model, not a curated record
UUCAGUAUUUUUUAUAGAUAUAUAUCCCGUAAAUAUUUCUAUUAUCUAUUUCAACUAUUUUUCCUUGCGCUACAGAUUGCACGAGAGUCAUAUUUAUCGAAGAUAAAACUCGUCGGUCACGUUUCGCGUAAAACCAGGCGCGGAUCAUAAUUCAUGUAAAUGUGCGAAAGGGGCACUCGUCUCGCGCGAGACAGGCCUGGAAACGCAGGUGCGCCACGAGAAGCUGACCAAUCGCGCGAACGGCCACCCGACGAGGGUGGUGGUCGCGCGAGUCAUCGUGACGGACGGACAGGAGAGGGAAGGAGAGGGGACCUGUCAGACGGUCGCGCGGCGACCGCAAAAAGCUGAUGUAGACGCCGCCGGACGGCGAACGUGCGCGUGCGACGGUCAGUCUUUUUUUUUCUCUUCGCGCGCACAGCGGCCCGCGAUGUCCAAGAAGCCGUCGCGGGGCGAUGCCCUCGACGACAUCUCCGCCUGGGACACGGAGGGCGUGCUGUGCCUGUUGCGCAAGAACGGAUUAGAAGAAUGUUGCAAGGCUGUGGCGAAACGACAAAUCGACGGUGAUGAGUUGUUGCACUUGACGGAUGGGAAGCUGGCUCUCUGGAAGAGUGACCUCACGCGUCCACUGAUAGGAAAAUUAUGGGCAUUUGUGCAAGAGCUGAAUAAGUGUCCAGAAAAAUAUCUGCCGAACAGAAUUGCUGAAGUGCAACAGAACGAUGAUCACUUGAGCGACAGCGGUUCCUGGGGAACCGACUUCGAGGAUGAAACGACCGAGGAAACUAACUCUACUGAAGACCCACAAGAGAUUGUGAGGCCAAGUGUGAUCAAGAGCAAGCAGUUAUCUCUGCAGAACAAUAGGAUAUCAAUUAACAGAAUAUCGACGCGAUCACCGUCGAAGAGAAUAAUAAAACUGGAAAAGGAAGAGACUUACGCUAAUUGCAAAUCUUCUCACGAUGAGGAGGAGAAUAUGUAUGCGAAUUUUCAGGAGGCAAAGCAACCGCCGCCGAAAAACAUCUCAAGGCUGCAUAGUGAGUUAGAGAAGACUCUGGCCGGGAAACUGAAGUUGGAGUUGGAGGAGUUGAAGCGGAGGAACGACCUGUCAAAGAAACCUGAGCUCAGGCCAAAACCAGAAGCUCUGGCAUUGAGAAGAAUCCCGAUGACAGCUUCCGAUAAGAAAUCUCCGCAGAAAUCUUUUCUGUACAAUAUGCCAAAGAUUCAUGAACGCAUUUCCGAUGAACAAGGCAAAACGCAAAGAAGGAUGAGCGUACCACCACCGCCGGAACCCAAGAAGAAUAAGGAUUACACAUCCGUGAUCAAGAAAGGAACCGACAAGGAGUUAUCGAAACCACCACCGGUUAUUUUAAGGAAUUUUGACCUCGUAGCGAAUUUGCCGGUGAAAACGGAGGAGAGCGAAGACGAGUACGAGCCGCUCGAUGAGAACGUUGUCGAGCAGAUGCAACAGAAGAACGAGAUUUCGCGGGUCGACAGCAGGCAAUCAUUGCAUAGUGGUCGCCAGGGAUCAGUCGAAAGCGUUUACAAGCCACCUAGCGCUGCAAGUCAGGAGGAAGAGGAGGAUUAUGAGAUUUAUGAGUGUAUCACAGAAGCGCCGGAGGACAAUGACUACUUGAGCCCCAUUCAAAGGACAAAUGAUGUGCAAGAACCACCCCCCUUACCCGCCAAACCAUCGCCGCCUCCAUCAAAACCACCGCCUUCGACUCUUCCCAGUAGAACCAGGUCGGAGAAACACAAAGAACGAUCACCGGAUAAGAAAUCAGCCACGUUACCUCAUGCUGGCAGCAACACUUCGUUGUCAGCCGAGAGAGCCACGCGGCCGCUACCACCACCGCCCGAAAGGCAAUCCUAUGUAGACAAGCCCUGGUUUCAUAAUAUCACGAGAGAAGCAGCAACCAUUCUUAUUAAAGAACAAGGUACUUACAGUAAUCCGCAAGACGGAUAUUUUCUUUUGAGACCAUCGACAACAAAUCCCGGCAAUCCGUUGGCCUUGGUUCUUUGGUACAAAGACAGGGUCUACAAUGUACCGGUUAGGAAAAGAAAUGAUAAUAGAUACGCGUUGGGCACCCUGAAAGUGAACGAGCGAUCAUUUUCGACGGUUGAAGAGAUCGUGUCGUUUUAUGUGAAGGAGGAAUUGAUGCUCUACAGCGGCGGUGUACCGACCGGAAGUACGAGAUUGACUGAUACUCCACCAAAGUGAUUUUAGUCUGCUACGUCCGAUUCCACUUUAGGCGGGAAGAGGAAAGAUCUUUGAUAAUUUUGCUAUAUAUAAGAGUUAUACGCGACAUGUAUAAACACUGCCGAGCAAACACUUUUAUUAAACAUUGCACGACAGUAUGAAAAAUACAAUUAAUAGGCUGUCAAUUUACAAUUGAUACGCAAAUUAAUCUUGUAAUUACAUCGCACAAGACAUUCUUCGUUAUUUUAGUAUUAUUCCAAUGACAAGUUCUGAUUCAAUUUCUUUACCUAAGAUUCAUUACGCGUGCCUUCGAUAAAGUGACAUAAGUAAGCUCGAUUAUUGAGCCAUGGAUCUCUAUUGCGAUAUAUACACACACAUAUAUAUAUAUAUUUUUUUUUAAUAUAUAUUUCAAUCUCUUACUAACUGGAUAUAUUUAUGAUCGAUAAAAAGAAGUAGUUUUGUAAGGUAAAUUUUGUGAGUGCUUCGUCAAGCGAGAAAAUAAUAUUGUAUCGUUACUUUUUUAUCAGUAUUGUUAUAUUUUCGUCCACGUAUCGACCACUUGUUUGAUCUGCGGCGACUCCGUGAUUGAUCACUCGCAUGCACACGAGCUGUAGUUCAACUUUUCGGGAGGAGUCAAUAUGAUGAGCCAAUACGUGUAUACAAGGAGUUUAUUAAAUCUUUUUUAGGAAAA